GUUUUCCAUAUCAACAAAGUGAUCAUAUGUUUGUGUUGUGGAAAAAUUGAUUUCAUCCUUAAUUGGAUUAGUUAAUCGGUGAUAAACUUUAAUCCAACAAUGUGCUUAAAAAGAGUCUGUGUUGUGGUUCUUGGUGAUUUCGAAAGAAGUCCAAGAAUGAAAUAUCAUUGUCUUUCUUUAACAAAAUUAAAUUGUCAUGUUGACGUUGUUGCUUAUUCGGAAACCAAAUUGUCAGAUGAUAUUGUUGAUAAUCAGUUAAUCCAUUUGCAUCCAAUUGAUUCCUAUUCUUCAUUUAGUAACAAUUUCCCAAGACUGAUUGGUUAUUUUGUGAAAACAUUGAUUCAAUCGUUGGUGCUUUUGUUUACCUUAUUCUCGAUUGAGAAACCAAAUUUCUUAUUGUUACAAAAUCCGCCGAGUAUACCGACAAUUCCCGUUGUUUGGCUCUAUUCAUUAAUCAGAGGUGUUAAAUUUGUGAUUGAUUGGCACAAUUAUGGACACACAAUUCUGGCUCUUACAUUGCGAGCUAAUCAUCCGCUGGUUAAAAUCUGCCGUUGGUGUGAAGGGUUUUUCGGGUCAAGAGCUUUUCACAAUUUCUGUGUUAGUCAAUCAAUGGCCAAUGAUUUGAAGCGAACGUGGGGAAUCAAAUGUGAUGUUUUCUAUGAUAGGCCGACUGAAAUUUUCUCUCCAUUACAACCAGAAAGUCGCCAUAAAUUUUUGCUUAAAAUGGCGAAAAAGUUUCCUCAAUUUCGAGGUAAAGAAGUAAACAAGUCAAAAUUUUACGAGAUCGCUUCAAGCGGGGACAUUGUCACCAAAAAGAGUCGACCUUUCAUCUUAAUUUCUAGUACAAGUUGGACUGAGGAUGAAGAUUUUUCCAUACUUCUCAAUGCUCUAGAUAAUUACGAUACUCAAAUUUCAACUGAACGAGCGCCUUUACCUGCGCUUAUUUGUGUCAUCACUGGUAAAGGUCCACUUAAAAGUUACUAUGAGGAAAUCCUUUCAAAAAAACGCUGGAAAAAAGUAACCACCAUCUUACCCUGGCUCGAGCCAGAAGAUUACCCAAAAAUGGUCGCUGCUGCCGAUAUUGGUGUUUGUCUUCACACAUCAAGUAGUGGACUUGAUUUACCGAUGAAAAUAAUCGACAUGUUUGGCUCCUGUGUCCCAGUUCUUGCCAUUCAUUAUAAAUGUUUAAAUGAGCUUGUUAGAGAUGGAGUCAAUGGGAAAACGUUUAAAAACUCAGAAGAAUUGGCAAAUCUAUUGAGAAAUCUUCUAUUACCACCUCGAUCUAAAUUGUCCAACAUGAGAGACAAUUUAAACUCAACUAGGAAUAAAUUUUCAUGGGACUCUGAAUGGAAUCGAAAAGUUAAACCACUUUUUUCAUGACCGAACCACAAUUAUUUACUAUUAAUAACAAUUAAUGUAAAUUUUUAUCAAAUUGUCUAUUUUAUCACAGGAAAAAAUCAUCAUCUCAAUUCUCGAGAUGUUGAUUAAACUUUUUCUGAUCUCUGAUUUUGUAUAAUAUCAUUGCUUUCGAAAUCAAAAUCAAACAGUUGACUUGAUUUUAUCUAAUUAAAUUGUUACUAUAGAAAUAUUCACAUCUCGAAUUUGGGAUUAUUCAAAAUCAGAGCUUAAUCUUAAGUGAGAAAUUAUCUGAUUUCUCUAUUGAUUAGAUUAAGUUAAUUAAAUUGCCCUAAAUUGCGACAUCAAAGUCUAAUAACUUUCAAUAGCUAAUCACUAGUGUCUAAAAAUUGAUAAAAUUUUUAAAAACAUUUAUCUCAACAAUUAGGAUAAAGAUUAAUACUUAAGUUGUUGUUACUAAUACUUGAUAUUCAUUAUGAAUAAUCAACAAAUUGCCACUUAUCAUUUAAUCAAUUUGAAUGACCCAUCAACUGAUUAGUUGUCUAUUUAAUCACUUACAGUUUGCUUUUCUUUGGACAUUGUUGGUUUGGAUUCACAGUUAAGAAAUUAGUUCUUAUUUCUAUUCCAAAUUCAGUUGAUUUAAUAGCAAUUAAUCCGUGUUUCAAUUCUCACUACGAACUCUCAUAUUUCUAAUUGUUUCUCAGUAAUUUAAUUUUCCACCAAAAUCAUGAACAAGUAUUUACAAUGGUCGCCACUUCAGACCAUCGUCAUGUUUAUCGAGUCUUGUUAUUUUGUCCUCUACAUCAGCGCUGCUUUUACGCUUUUCAAGAUAUACCAUGGAUUGAGUACAAUGGUCUUACUCAAAAUUGUCCACAUCUUCGGGAUUUACACUAGAAAUCGAGCUAUCGUCAAAUGGUUCUUUUGGUUUGGUGUGCUGCAUCACAUCGUUUCCACGAUUGUAAUAGCGUUUCUCUCUUUCGAAUUCAUGUUUCCUGGUGGUUCGUUUGAUAAUAAGAAUUUCGAGCGUGUGAUGAUCUUUGAUUCGAUUAAUGGUUUUUUUCUUGGAAUAUUCUUGGCUUGGAAUGUGAAGGGAAUAUUCGAACUUAUUUGGCAAAGACUUUUCAUUACCGAACUGGAUCACGAAUUCGCAUGGCCUGGAGCGGCAAACUUGAAGCCUGAUGAUAUUCUCAGUGCAUCUUUGUAGACUUUGACAUGUUGAAACUUUUGCUAAAUUUAAUGAAGAAAAUAUAAUUUCUGAUCAAUAAUUUA
Molecule: messenger RNA, 2625 nt
Organism: Panonychus citri (citrus red mite)
Lineage: Eukaryota; Metazoa; Arthropoda; Arachnida; Trombidiformes; Tetranychidae
Gene: Alg1
Product: chitobiosyldiphosphodolichol beta-mannosyltransferase-like
Exons: 6
Coding region: 100-1380 (426 amino acids)
Cellular component (GO): endoplasmic reticulum
Molecular function (GO): mannosyltransferase activity
Source: RefSeq, a predicted model, not a curated record